Molecule: messenger RNA, 3599 nt
Organism: Dreissena polymorpha
Lineage: Eukaryota; Metazoa; Mollusca; Bivalvia; Myida; Dreissenidae
Product: nuclear receptor subfamily 1 group D member 2-like
Exons: 2
Coding region: 166-2031 (621 amino acids)
Biological process (GO): positive regulation of transcription by RNA polymerase II; cell differentiation; hormone-mediated signaling pathway
Molecular function (GO): nuclear receptor activity; RNA polymerase II cis-regulatory region sequence-specific DNA binding; zinc ion binding
Source: RefSeq, a predicted model, not a curated record
AUGGUUCGUCUUUAUCUUUAUUCUGACAGCGUAUGCGGUUAUCAUAUCAAAGGUAUACACAAGGCCUUCGCUUCAAAUGAUACCGAAGGCAGGCAUAUUUGUAUUACUUAGUUUUGAUAAAAUGCCGUUAGAGUCUGGCGUUCAUAUGAUGAAGACAUCACCGACAUGAACUUUCGAGAAAUUGAGAACAUGGAUUCUCCAUUUUUUCUGUUCCCGACUUCGUCGCCAACCAAUAUAGAUGACACAAUGUACACCAGUGCGGAAUACUUAAAUGAUGCUUCCAGUUGUGAAAACCAAAUAGCUGAGAACUACAGUUCUGCAAAUAUUUGGGAGGGCAUGGAACCCUUGUCUGCCUAUUUCAUGUACAACAAUCAAAAUGUGCAUCACGACGUCGGAUACCAUAAUUCAGCAGAAGAUUACACUAUAACCUCACUGGAUGACGUCACAUUAUCAAACUAUACUACGACAUCAGAAUACGUUGGUGAAAUGUCAGAGUCGUCUGACACGGCUGAAGUGUCGUCUGCUUCAUCACCUAGUGCGGAGAGUGAAACAAGUACGUGUGAAGAAUCGGUGACAACAAAGUUAAAAUCGGUUUUAUUAUCUCGUCAAAGGAUGCACACAAGUUCGUCUGCGUCGUCUCUAUCGAGCGCAGAGUCAGCAACACGUUUGUCAGCCUCCAGAUACACCGACAAUCAUAUGCAUCAAUACGACACAAACAGCAGAUCUCUGCGUUUUCCACCUUGUUCUGUGUGCGGGGGAAACGCUUCCGGUCUGCAUUAUGGUGUCAACAGCUGCGAGCCAUGUAAAGGGUUUUUCACGCGCUAUUUGAGGCGCAAGGAAGACGACUAUUAUACAUGCAGUAAAGACGACAACUGUGUCAUAACUAAUAAAUUGCGCGGAAACUGCUCUGCGUGUAGACUUAAAAAGUGUCUUGCCCUCGGAAUGUCCAGAAAGAAUUCGCGCCUUGGUCGUUAUAGCCUUUCUCGGCGCAUGGAAACCAUAAUGCAAGUUCAUAAAUUGGAGAACAAUGCAGAGCGAGUGUCAGAAAUGCAACCUGAUCUUGUCUUCCAAACAGCUGCUCCCAUGCCUGCUGAAGCCCACCAAACCCUACUUAAUAAUUCUAGUGACGAUCCUAUUCAAGAAAAGGGCACUCCGCUAAAUGUAACAAACGUGCAAAGUGUUGGAAACUGCAAGCUAAAAGCUCCCUCCGGUUUCUCACAAAAGCUCGUCAAAGUUUUGACUGAUUAUAUGGAACAUAUUAAACCAUAUGGGGAAGAAUUGGUCACUGAAAAACAAGUUACUCAAAAGUUAAUGUCUCAUUAUGAAUCGUAUACGUUAAAAAUACAAAUGUUUGGCAAUUUGAAAACAAUUCCAAAGGAGGAAUACUUCCGAUUGCUAAACGGAUUUGGUAUAGAAAUAGAUAAGAGGAUGACCGUUUUGAAACAAGGGGCGAACGAAAUUAUGAACGUUAUUUCACGCUACUGUGAGUUUGCAAAACAUGUGCCGCACUUUAAACAACUAUCUAUUCGUGACCAAAGCAACCUUUUGAAGGCAUCUCGAUAUGACUUCUUUAUGAUUUUAAUGCACGAGGGUUACCUUAGGGAUCAGCAAGUGUUCCUUGCACAUAAUGGUGUCGCUUUCCACCAGGAGGAGGUCGCAGAUAAAUUCUUUUCCAGACAGCUAGUCGAAAAUGUUUGCGACAUGUACUACAGACUACAAAAUCUUAAACUUACACGCGAGGAAAAGGCUCUCCUUAUUGCUAUUUCAUUGGUAUUCACAGACAGAUGCGCCUUAGAAAAUCCAAAUCUUGUAGACCAAAUCCAGGUGUCCUUGACACAGCUUCUGCAGAGGCAAUUGGAAAAGACAAAUCCCAGUUCUGCGACCAGGAGAUUUACGAAGAUAAUUGACUGCUUGACAAUUAUGCGCGAAAGUUCGGAGCUUUAUUUAAUCGAAUACAAUCAGUUAUGCCAGGAUGAAAAGGUUAUCGGAGAGGUUCCUAUAAUGACAGAACUAUUGUUUGAAGACAAAUGAGAUUGGUAAAGGAUGUUGACUCGCAGUGUAACCGACAGUUGUUUAUAAAUGCAAGCGUAUUUUUGAUAAUAUUAUCACCCUGCAAUGAAUUUAUGACGAAAGUCAUAUGUAUUUUGAACGGACGUGAAUGUUGUAACAUAACGGGAAUUCAUUUAAACCGUUAUCUUAAAAGAGCAUCAUGACAUUUAAUAGCUUGAAACUGUUUUGAAAACCUUCAAUAGUUGUUUAUUGGAUUGGUUUCAUUUUACCUGUGCUCUUAUAUUAUACAAAUGUGCCCACUUAAGGACAUGUAAAGUUCAUACAAAUACACAAUAGCAUUAUAUGUAUACACCGAUCUAAUGUUGCUCUUUUUCCAGUAAAAAAGCGCGUAUGUACAUUAAUGUAUUAUUAUGGAUUAAUGUUUGAUUGUUUACAUCAUCUUCAAUUAACCAUAUAGCCAGAUAGUUGAGUUUUCUAUUUCUUGAAUAAUUGAGUUGAAAAGCGCUUAAUAUGUACUUCAUAGCAUCUGUUUAAUCCAAGCCAAGUCAUGCAUCUUUUGUAACAUAGUCCGAUGGGAUGACACAGUAUCGCAAGUCCAAAGAAGUGUUUAUUUAUAUUUUAUUCUGCUAAUUUACAAGUCCAACAAAUAUUAUAAUUAAUAAGAUACAUUUAGUAAUUUUCGAGAUCGUAAAAAACUGAAGUCCAAUUAUUCAAAAUGCGGUGGGCGGGCAGGCACUUACGGGCUUGUUCUGCGAUUCACAAAUAAAAUGAAUCCGAUGUAUAUGCUUCCCGAAGCUUCCCAAUACAAAAUCUGAUUCUCUUUGUAUACACAAUGGCUGCCUAUGGAUCUGGUAGCUACAGCAAACAUGAUGAUCAUAGACUUGGUCUAAAAUAUCGUAAUAUUUUAGAAUGAAAUGGGUUUAUUUGAUUUUCUUUAUUACAUCUAGUAGUCUGACCGCUAAUAUGUAUGAUCAUUGAGAUUCCGACGAUGUGGUUCAAUUUUAUUAUGUAAAACAGUCUUACAUUUAAAGUCUGCCAUACAACAAUGUUUUUCAUUUGAAAUAUUCGUCGCAGAUGUUUACCCGUGUAAACCAAUGUAUUUAAUGCUUUCCGGUGGUUUAUAGAGAAAUGUCAGUGAAUUAAAACUGAUAAUUUCACUGUUACAAACAAUGAAAAUUAUCAGUAUAAAUUAUCGAUAAUUUUCACUGUUUACUGUGAAAUGACGUCAUUUUUUUUACGAAAUGACGUCAUUAUUUUAGCGAAAUUCUUUAGUUAAACUCUUUAACAAUGUAUAUAAACUGUGAAAAAAAGCAUAAAAUAAAAAGAAAAUGUGUUGGAUUCUGUGGAAUAUCGACUUUAAUUCACUCGUGAUCAUAGAAAAUAUAUAUUUUCUAUGAUCUCUCGUGAAUUAAAAUCGAUAAUCCACCGAAUCCAACAAAUAUCCUUUAUGUAUUGUGUUACACUUUCCUUUAAUCCUAGUCUAAACGUGUAAUGUGUUACGUACCAAAAUUGCAGAAACAAUUUGAACGUCUUAGUUAAAUGUCUUAAAGUAAUUUAUACAUGAACCGAAUAAAUAUAAUACAAACACA